AUGUACGAGUUGGAAACGUCGUAUCGCUUCCAGUUCCUUGUGAGGUUUCUAGCGGACGUGCUGGAUCUGCUGGACGUCCUCUCCAAGGUUUUCCAGCAUCGAGAGAUCGUGCGCACAACCUCUCUCCUGGAGAGCCGCUACAUCGACUGUGGCGAUGAUUUCGGCGGCGGCACCAGCGAGCUUCUGUAUCGCUUCAUCGCCAAGCACGGGCCACAAGGGUCGCCGCAGAUGGUGGUGGAAGGUGCCUCGUCGGACGGCAGCAUGAACCGCUUCCGUUUCGACCUUCACGAGCGCAAAAACAAGAACUACCUUGGACCCGGCCAUCAUGACGCCUGUGUCGCGCUCUGCACCGACAUGGCCGAGCUGCUCGUCAACAAUCUCCAGUCAAAGCUUGGUGACCUCGAUUCGCUGGCUGGAGUGCGGCUCUUCAUCACGGACAUGUGGCCACCAAACUAG
Molecule: messenger RNA, 456 nt
Organism: Closterium sp. Naga37s-1
Lineage: Eukaryota; Viridiplantae; Streptophyta; Zygnematophyceae; Desmidiales; Closteriaceae
Source: the annotation of a GenBank genome assembly